AGGGGAUCUGCAAAUCCAAAUUCUAAACAAGAAGGGAGAGCCGAUAACCGUGUUUCCAUCGGUGGGCCAGGGAACAGGGAAAAAACUGAGUAUUGUGCUCAAAGUCACCCAUCAUGGUCCUAAAGGGAAUCAAGACGUUAUGUGUUACGUUGCCCCGCCUUCUGCACAUUGGGGUUACUGGUUCAAAUUACGUGAGGAACUGACCCAGCUGGGGAAGUAUACGCUGUCCCUGCUCACCAUAAUAAAAGAAAGUGAUGCCACCUCCUUUGGCGGCAAAGAGCUUCCAAGUUACAAACUCAACUUUACCGUCACAGAGGGUAGCGCUGAGACAUUCGUUAUGGGUACAGUGAGCCCCACUGCUCGCAUUGGAGUGCCAUUUAACAUUCCUCUGCUGAUAAAAGACGGUUAUGACCACUCAGUGACGCCUCCUCCUGAUCUGCAGCCUGAACUCAAAUGCAGUGGCCUGGACCUGAGUUACGAGACAGUGGACAGCAGUGGGACCACGCUCACCAUCAAAGGCGUCAAAGCAAUCGCAAAAGUCCGGAAUUACCAACAAUCAAAG
Messenger RNA from Plectropomus leopardus (leopard coralgrouper), 562 nucleotides. Lineage: Eukaryota; Metazoa; Chordata; Actinopteri; Perciformes; Serranidae. The record is from RefSeq and is a predicted model, not a curated record.